Messenger RNA from Guyanagaster necrorhizus, 559 nucleotides. RefSeq lists its product as uncharacterized. The record is from RefSeq and is a predicted model, not a curated record. The transcript is spliced from 2 exons. The coding region runs from base 53 to 358 and encodes 101 amino acids. NCBI's taxonomy places the organism in Eukaryota, Fungi, Basidiomycota, Agaricomycetes, Agaricales, Physalacriaceae.
AGUAAUAGACGCCGAACCCAGGCAGUGUUGGACACGAUUAGCUUGUCAAUAAAUGCUCGCCGCUGUAUCCCCGGUCAUUCCGCUAAAUCAUAUUAUACUCAUUUUAAUUGGUAUAACAUCGGUGUUAGUGGAAAGCGGAGAUAGAUCAUUCCGAGGUAAAACGUGUAAGAUUCGGUCGAGCGGGUUCCGACCAAAUUUUGACUUAAGUACUGUGCUCCUGCCCUCAUCUUCGCAUGACUGUAUUACGGUUCCAAACAGACCUGGAAUAGGAAUUGAAGCGAGCGAUAGGAAUUCUGGUAGACGUCGACUCACAUACAUAAUACCGGAUGGAUGGAGGACCAGUGGGAAGUCAUGGUAGCAGCACACAUAGGUGAAAAAAUGCAAAGGGAAAAAACAUACAAAAAGGAAAGGCAUCCCAGAGACAAUGGGCGAGGUAAAAGAGCUUCACAACUCUCUAACCUCUGGGCAGAUACAUAGGCGCAUCUUUACAAAAUGCCGCAGAAGGUUUGCUUGUGCUCGACACAAGAAGGAAAAGCGUAAGAGCGCUGUUACGCACGAG